This is a messenger RNA of Epinephelus fuscoguttatus (brown-marbled grouper), 727 nucleotides long. RefSeq names its product gamma-crystallin B-like. The transcript is spliced from 3 exons. Gene Ontology annotation, biological process: lens development in camera-type eye; visual perception. Bases 123 to 656 code for a protein of 177 amino acids. Gene Ontology annotation, molecular function: structural constituent of eye lens. Lineage: Eukaryota; Metazoa; Chordata; Actinopteri; Perciformes; Serranidae. The record is from RefSeq and is a predicted model, not a curated record.
GUGCGUUUCAGUGUGCACACAUGCACUGUAUAUAUAAAUCUGGACCAGGCCGGCAGACAAUAUUGUGUAUGUGAAAGGUGGGAUUAACAAACAGACAUCAAAAGUAGGUGUGAGGCCCAAACAUGGAACGUGUGGGAAAGAUCGUGUUUUACGAAGAAAGUAACUUCGAAGGUCGAUUUUACGAGUGCACCGCUGACUGUCCCGAGCUCAACACCCACAUCAGCCGCUGCAACUCCAUUCGUGUGGACAAUGGCGCCUGGGUUCUGUUCGAGAGGCCCAACUACCUGGGUUACCAGUACAUCCUGACCAAGGGGGAGUACGCGAACUAUCAGCGCUGGAUGGGCUACAAUGACAGCAUCAGGUCCUGCCGCAUCGUGCGAAAUGGCACUGGUGCGUUCAGGGUUCGUGUCUACGAGCGUCCUGACUUCAACGGUCGGAUGUUGGAGUGCAGUGAAGAUUUGAGCAACCUGCCCGAGUGCUGGCACCUCCACGAGACUCACUCCGCCCAGGUGCAGGAAGGCGCCUGGGUCUUCUACGAGCUUCCCAACUACCGCGGACGGCAGUACCUGCUGGAGAAAGGAGAGUACCGCCGCUACACCGAGUGGGCAGCCAUGAACCCCACUGUGGGGUCCUUCCGCCGCGUCCACAGCCAUUAGACUGUCUCUCUUUGAGUUUAUGUUUUACAUAACUGUUGUUUGGAGAUGUAAUAAAAGAGGAUUGUGCUUGA